GUGUGAGCGCGAGAGCAUACUGGAAAGAGUCCCUCAUUUCUACUACAACGGGCAUUCAGCGGAGGCUUGCCUACAAUAGUGCCGAACGGAAACAGUGGGAAUGGACAAUGAUGUGUAAACGUCUUGGGAGAAGUCUAAACAGAGCGUGUUGACUGUCUGAUGAGUGAUGAUGGCUUUCUUUCAGAACAACUUCUGGGGGGAGAAGAAUGCCGGCUUUGACGUCCUCUAUCACAACAUGAAGCACGGCCAACUGGCAACCAAGGAACUUGCCGAGUUUGUUCGUGAGAGAGCUGCUAUCGAGGAGACCUACUCCAAAUCCAUGGGCAAACUGGCUAAGAUGGCCAGCAAUGGAAGCCCACAAGGAACGUUUGCACCAAUGUGGGAUGUGUUCAGGGUGUCUUCUGACAAACUGGCUCUUUGCCAUCUUGAGCUCAUGAGAAAAAUGAAUGAUCUCAUUCGGGACAUCAACAAGUACGCCGAAGAGCAGGUCAAAACACACCGCAAGACAAAAGAGGACAUGGUCGGGACGGUAGAAGCAGUGCAGGCACUGCAAGUGCAGAGCGGUCACCUUCAGAAGUCCAAAGAGGGUUACCAUGCCAAAUGUUUGGAGCUGGAGCGGCUCAGGAAGGAGGGAGCUCCACAGAAGGAGCAGGAAAAAGCUGAGCUUAAGUCCAAGAAAGCAGCAGAAUCAUUUGCACUGUGUAUCGAGAAGCACAAUCGAGUGGGAGGAGAGUUUGAACAGAAGAUGAAUGAGUCUGCUCAGAAGUUUCAGGAAAUUGAGGAGGCUCAUUUGCGACAGAUGAAACAGUUAAUUAAAAGUUAUUCCCAUUCCAUAGAAGACACCCAUGUGCAAGUUGGCCAGGUGCACGAGGAAUUAAAGCAAAAUGUAGAAAACAUUGCUAUCAGUAACCUCAUCCAGAAAUUUGCAGAGCUGAAGGGCACUGGCAAGGAGAGACCAGCCUUAGUUGGUUUUGAGGAGUACAUGACAGCUCUUGCACCUGAGGCCGGGAAGAAGAGUCGUGCAAAAGCUUUCAGGAUCCCCGGCCUGGGCAAGAGGGACAAGGAGCCAGACUCCACGGAUUCAGCGGUGACAGAAUUACCGAAUUCACCCUUUGACGUCGACGAUGAAGGGUUUGUCAUCCGAGCUGACAGCACUCAGAAUGGCUGCUCUAAAGAGAAGAACUUCUACUCCAGUGACUCAGACUUUGACGAUGAGGAGCCCAAGAAGUUUCAAAUCCAAAUCAGACCGGUGGCCAAUAGCAGUCGCAGCAGCACUGCUGCUUGUGAGAAGGAGCUGAAAGCCACUGUGGGGACUCUCACCCUCCCACCCAACAGAGGGGCAAAUGUCAAAAGACAUCUUUCCAGAAACUCAAGCACAUCUGGACGUACGGAUGAUGAAGGCACCUCCCCCAGAGAUGGUGACCACGAGAGCCUUCGCAGGUCGACUUCCAGUCCUGAUCACAGCAGGUUGAGUUCUACAGCAUCGGGCCCAGACAGUCUGUUUGGACCUCCUCUUGAAACAGCCUUCAAAUUCAAAAGCUUUAGUGGUCGGGAAAAACUUCAAGAACAAAGUUCUUUUGGUGCCUCUGAAUAUGCUGCCUUUUCAUCAGACUCUUCCUCGCCAGAGAACAUUGAGGACUCUGGUCUAGACUCACCAUCCCUUCAGACACACGGGCCAUCUCCUGAGCCGGUGGGAUGGGCAGCGUGGCCUCCUGUUUCACAAAGCAAAGAGCAAACACAAACACGAGGGCGACCUGCUGACCCUUUCCUCUCAGUGUUCAAUGACCCCUCCCCAGCUCAAAGUCCUCAUCCCCAAGAUGACCCCAUGACCGCUUGGUCCGUCGGUCCACCUCGCGCCGCUAGACUCCCCUCAGAUAUGGACUCUUCUUCCACGCGCUUCCCUGCCUUCCAGCAGUCUUUCCCCUCUUCAGAUAUGGAAUCAAUGGUAUGGAACUGCAGACAUCCCUCUGAGGAUCCCUUCUUUGCUGCUUUUGACAGGAACGUCACCCAGGAGUGUGACGCCUGGCCACGCCAGCCUCAACGUCUAAACCAGGAAGGAAAAGGGACUGAAGUGCGAGGGGACCCUUUCGCUGACACCAAGACUCUCCCACCCCCUUCUUCCUCAUCUUCAUCCAUUGUGUCGAAUCGUAAGAACAGAGAAAGGAAGCGAGACCGAAGCCUACCUCCUCCUGGUUCUUCCGAUGACCCAUUUGCAAUCACAAUGAUUGGCAGCCCCACUCACCAAUCAUCAUUGGCUGCAACAGGUGGAAUUAUUCCACGUAGCAGUAGUAGCAGCACCAACAGCAAUAAACUUGAGUUUGAUACCGGCCAAGGAUCUUUUGUCCAAUCCCAGCCAAAGAAGGAACUUAUGCAUUGGAAUUCUGUGCAUAACCCAUUUAGUGAAGGGUCCUCUGGACAGGCGGGACAGCCAAGUAGUUCUAAACUAAGUGAAGGAGGAGUUGGAAAGGGAGAUUCCGCAGCAGAGAGGAGAAAACAUCGAUCAUCAGAGAGCGAACCUCGCCGAAACGCUCCUCCCCUUACGAGACAUUCUGGCCCACAGGAGGAUCUUUGUUUCUCCACUGACAAAGAUCAAGACUGUCUAGACAUCAGCACCCCGCUAGCUGGCAAUGUCAUCUCUCACAAGGGUACCAAACACAACUUCCGGCAUGAAUCAGCUCAAGUGGUCACAGCGGCUCUGUCCAGGGCUAACAAGACCAAGAAGGCCUCAGGUCGACUCAGCGGCAAUGACCGAUCACGGUCUCUGUGCUCUUCACCAUUGCCGGAGCCCAGCCCCUCCCUCACCUCCUCAUCUUCCUCCAGUCCCAGUGAGUGGGGGACUCAAACCAGGGACAUUGAAUGGGUGGGGCAGAACCGAGCCCCCAGCCCCUCCAGGGUGGGACAAGCCUCGCCUUUGCCCUACCCGCUCCAGGACCACCCACCAAGACAACUACACCUAUCCCGAGGACCCAGUCCUAUUUCAAACCUCAGCACCCAGGAGGCUUGGCCUGUGGCAACAGCCAUCACGGAGUACAUCAACGCUUACUUCAAGGGCGGACAACAAAAUCAGUGUCUCGUGAAGAUCACAGGCGAUCUGACCAUGUCCUUCCCAGCCGGCAUUACCCGCAUUUUCACAGCAAACCCCAACGUACCUGUGCUUAGUUUCCGCUUGGUCAACAUUUCCAGAAUUGACCAUUUUUUACCUAAUCAGAAGCUACUUUUCAGUGAUCCAUCUCAGAGUGACCCAGAUGCACGAGACUUCUGGUUCAACAUGCAGGCCCUGCAGCUUUACUUGCAGCGGGAAUCUGAACUCAACCCACAGGCUUCCUACUACAACAUUGGAUUGAUCAAGUAUCAGGUGUCUUCUCAAGAUCCGGCCCGGGCUCCUCUCCUGCUCUCGGCAGAGUGCCAACGUAGCGGCACAGUGACCCGAGUGUCCCUGGACUACCACUGCUGUCCCGUCACCGCGCCGUCCACCCAGCUGAAUGCUGUCCAAGUGCUACUGCAGUUGGACCACACCGCCGCUGACCUGCAGUGUCAGCCGCCUGCCUCGUGGAAUGCCGAGGAAAGACGUCUGCUGUGGAAGCUCGCCAACCUCUCGCCCACCAACCACAGCAAAGGCUCAGGGACCCUAUGUGCAAGCUGGCAGUGUUUGGAGGUCCCCCGUGGGCCUCCGCCCAACCUCGCCGUUCAGUUUGUGGGCUCCGGGGCGUCUCUGUCAGGCAUGGACGUGGAACUGGUGGGCAGCCGCUACCGCAUGUCACUGGUUAAGAAGAGAUUCGCCACAGGAAAGUACAUGGCAGGCUGCACCUUGUGAACACAGUGUGGAGCACCGUUGGAGGUUUGGAGCAUGGACGUUGACGCCAACUCAACGGCCGGCGUUGAAGGACCACCGGCACUUCAGUUAGUUGUGACAGUGUACCUGCUGCUAUGGUUAGGACCAAGCCUCAAUUUCAUUUGCGCGUUGUCUCGUCCAUCUUUUCCUGGAGAAAAGUUCUCUUUUGUGUCCUGAGCUGCAAAAUAAGCUAAAUGUCACCGCUGACUAUUGAUGUCCAAGGAACAAGUACUGUGUAAGAAAAAGUUGAGUGUUUUUGAACUGAAAUUGAACUUUGUUUCUAGUAUGGAAUCACUGGCAUAAAUGAUACAGGGUUGUUGUUAGAUUCUUCUCAACCUUAAAAAAAAGGUAAUGUUUGUAUAUCAGCUGUCUGUCCCCCCAAAAAAGAGGAUUUGUGAUAGUUAAUAAAGAAAAAUCAACACAUGUGCAAGACUUUGGUUUACGCCAGUUUAAUUAUUACAUAAUGUGACCAAAUACAAAAUACAUCUGAUUUAAGCAGUUUACCAACCACUGUGUCCUUGUGCUAGAUAAAAGUGGAGGUUUACACAAAAUAAGGGUUGAGUAUACUUGUAAGAAGAUCCCAAUCUAAUUGAAUUAAAAACAACAACAAAAAAACAAAAUCAUUGGCCAAAGAGCUAAAACAGUCUUACAAAACAUUCCAAAAAAUGACAGGUGCACAUCCCUAAAAGCUUUAAAUAAGUCAGUACAAGAUUGCAGGGGCGAAUAUUGUGUCAACACAGAAUAGUUCAUCUAACUAGCAACUAUUCUUCAUACAUUAAAUGAAUCACACGCAGUCUAGUCAAAACAUUUGAAGAUACAAUGAUAGAAAUGAGGCCACAGAAUACACACUUUCUACAUCAUAUAAAGAUAUACCGAAUAUAUAAUUUAGUAAAAUGGUAAUUCUCUGCAAAUGGGCUUCAUCGGGCUGAAGAUGCUUGCUACGACACGUCUGCAGUUGGCGGGGCAAAACUAUUUACAGCAAAUGCCACAGUGGGUCAAUUUCCCGCACUUUUAGGAUGUUUAUGUGAGCCCAGUGGAAGGUGCUCGAGAAAUCGGUUGAGGUAAAGCACGGUAACUCAUACUCGGGUUACCCAAUUGCAUACAGAACUAGAUCCGCUGCCAAUUUUUUGAUGGCCACUACGGAAAGCCUUGAGUAUUUUUUAUUUUUUUACUAUCCUGCUUAAAGGGAAAGACGGCACCUUUAUCUUAUCAGUCAUUCUUAUUGUCUGAUGCGGAUUUAGAGACAAAACAGUUUACACGUCAAUGUUUUAUACAUAGAUUUUGCUUACAUGAGAAAUCUAGUAACAGCUUGAACAGGUACAGUAGCCAUACAGCAUGUGCAGUGGCGGGUCUAGGAUUUUUCUGAACCGGGCCAAGAAUUUAACCCUCAGGGGCGAAGUGUCUCUGACAUAUUUAUUAUGUGUUUGUUUGAGCAACAAGGCAAUACGCAGAUUAUCCUGCAUGUGGCGGUAAAAACAUCUUUGCUUAAAACUGUCAAGCAGAGAUGAACCAGUAAAGUUGUUAACAAUUUGUAUUUAAUCGUACGUUGUGCAGGUAAUGAUACAAUACAUGGAACAAUAAUUUUAAACACUUUUUUGAAAAGCCAUUUUGAACACAAAAAUAGUGCUGUACUGAAUAGUCGAUUAACUCGAGUAAUUCGAUUCGGGAAAAAAAGAUUCAAAUUACACUUUGCUGCUUCGAGUGUUCGUUUAAUUACCAUGGCGUUGUAACGGGUUGUUUUGAAAGUGUUUGUAUUUAGUUUUAUUGAUUUGGGUGGAUUCUCUGCCCUCUACUGGUGACAGCGAAUAUGACAUAACUCAUUUUACAUGGCUGAAUCCAGCUGCUCCCUGUUAAGACCAACAUGAGCUAAGUUUUUGUUUGAGCUAAUGUUUUUUAAUGCAUUUAUAAUUUAGUUAAUAGGUAUAUUUAGCUGUUUUUUGGGGAAUAUUUGCUUGAACCAUUUGUUAAGAGCAUUGUUAAAAAAACAUGUUGCCGUUGUAUAGCAUUUACGCU
Corythoichthys intestinalis (scribbled pipefish) is the source of this 5845-nucleotide messenger RNA. It is a transcript of the gene fcho1, whose product is annotated as FCH and mu domain containing endocytic adaptor 1. Gene Ontology annotation, cellular component: clathrin-coated vesicle; clathrin-coated pit; plasma membrane. The transcript is spliced from 27 exons. NCBI's taxonomy places the organism in Eukaryota, Metazoa, Chordata, Actinopteri, Syngnathiformes, Syngnathidae. Gene Ontology annotation, biological process: clathrin-dependent endocytosis; clathrin coat assembly. Bases 167 to 3814 code for a protein of 1215 amino acids. The record is from RefSeq and is a predicted model, not a curated record.